Linum tenue is the source of this 2183-nucleotide messenger RNA. The record is from the annotation of a GenBank genome assembly. Lineage: Eukaryota; Viridiplantae; Streptophyta; Magnoliopsida; Malpighiales; Linaceae.
AUGAAGCAAAAACCAUUGGAGGAACCUGCUCUUGUUAAGCUUAAGGCUGAGAGAGAUCCUGAAAAGCUAUUUGAUCUUUUCAAGGCCAAUGCUAGAAAUAGGCUUGUCAUUGAGAAUCGGUUUGCAUUUGAAGACACUGUUUCUCGCUUAGCUGGUGCUCGACGAUUUGAUUACAUUGAAGAGUUGCUUGAGCAACAAAAGUCCCUUCCACAAGGGCGACGUGAAGGGUUCAUCGUAAGGAUAAUAAUGUUGUAUGGGAAGGCUGGGAUGGCUAAGCAUGCUAUCAAUACCUUUUAUGAUAUGCAUUUUUAUAAGUGUAGAAGGACUGCCAAGUCUUUCAAUGCUGCACUUAAAGUUUUGGCAGGAGCCCGGGACAUAGCAGCAAUCGAGACAUUUCUGAAUGAGGUUCCUGAGAAGUAUGAUAUAGAAUUAGAUACAUAUUCAAUGAACAUUGUCAUUAAGGCCUUUUGUGAAAUGGAGAUUUUGGACAAGGCAUUUUCAAUCAUGGUGCAGAUGGAAAAGUUGGGAAUAAGGGCAGAUGUUAUCACAUACACUACACUUAUUGCAGCAUUUUACAGAAAGAACAGGUUAGAAAUCAGUAACGGUUUGUGGAACCUUAUGGUACUUAAGGGUUGCUUACCAAAUCUUGCAACUUUUAAUGUUAGGAUACAGUAUUUGGUGAACAGGAGACAAGCAUGGAAAGCAAAUGAUCUUAUGCUUUCAAUGGAAAGAGUUGGCAUCAUACCAGAUGAGAUUACUUAUAACUUAGUUAUCAAAGGUUUUUUCCAGGCUGGAUAUCCUGAGAUGGCAAAAAGGGUAUAUUCUGCAUUGCAUGGAAGGGGGUUUAAGCCCAAUGUUAAAAUAUACCAGACAAUGGUACAUUAUUUGUGUGAGGGCGGGGAGCUUGAUUUGGCAUAUAAGAUGUGUACUGCCUGUAUGAGAAAGAACUGGUUCUUGAGCGUAGACUCUAUUUCUGCGCUACUUAUUGCCUUAAAGAAGAAUGAGAAGAUUGACAAGGCUAGGAUGGUCAUGACAUUGGUCAAGAAGAAGGUGCCAUCAUUCUCUUCAAACCAAUUAAGCUUGUUGGAGUCUAUUUUUUCCAGUAGUUGAAGGGAUUAGAGAUGUGGUUAAUUCACUCAUCGCACGGGCUGAAUUGCAAGCUGGACUCUGUAACCUAUCACUCCAUGUGAUCCCGAAAAUGAAUGGUGCCCUUGAUUGCGCUGAUUCAACUAUAGCAGCACUCUGAUGAAUAAUUGCGAUGAAGAAGACAGGUCUUGCAGCUGGUGACCUGAUUCUUGAAGUGUUCUUGAGUUCUGACUGCAAAGAGUGCCAGAAAAGGUGCCUCUGUUCAUACUUCUAAACUCAACGUGAUUCUUUCCUGCGCCAUAGGUUACAGUGGUUUGCAUUAUUUUUCAUAUGCAAUAUCAGAAAUUGUUGUCCUGGAACCGUAUCAGAAAUAAAUCCUUCUGCUUUUUCUGGUUUUGUUCUGGAGUUGUGCGCUCAGAACUUUUUCUACAGCCAUUUAUCCAGUUUGUAAUUAUGAUCUGAUUCUGCCACCUUUUAAAGAUGAUUAUCUGACGUUAACUGAAAGUUGGAAAAUAUUGGUGGUCUAAACUGAUGAUAAGUGCUAAAUCAUCGUUUUCUUUAGCACCUUCAAAAUGUUAUUGUGCCGAUAUCCAGAUGUAAAGAUUGCAAUGUGAAGGAAGGCUGCAACAACUGAUCGCAGAUAUAUCUUCUUGGGAAUUGGUUUUCAUAUUGGGGAUAGCUACUGCAAGCUUUCAUUUGAUAUGAAAUUCUUCAUCAUUCGAUGUCAUUCAUGUAAGCCUUUUGUAUGAUGGCAUGAACAUGUUCAUCAAGAACGCCAGAAACAGUAGUCCGUGCAAUGGCGAGGCCAGGUUUCUUUCCAUCCUGUUAAGCACAUACGACGACAAGAUGGAUAUCAUACGAAGGAGGAUGUAACUCCCUUGAUGUCCGACAGUAUUAUCGACCAUUUUUUUCUCUUCUAGGUUUUACCAUGUGUUUGAGAGGCUUUUUAUCUUUUAAUCAAAGCUUGUAAAUAGAAGAUGGUAGUUCACCAAAAAAAGAAAAAAUCCCUGAGGUGUGCUUGUAAUACUGUAUAACUGCAUUAGCUAGUAUAGAAACUUAUAGAUGCCAGAUGGAAUGGCAUUCACUGUUAUUUUCGG